Molecule: messenger RNA, 1890 nt
Organism: Odontomachus brunneus
Lineage: Eukaryota; Metazoa; Arthropoda; Insecta; Hymenoptera; Formicidae
Exons: 3
Coding region: 695-1366 (223 amino acids)
Source: RefSeq, a predicted model, not a curated record
UGCACACUGAUACACAUUAUACUAAUAUUUGUCGCAUACAUAAUGUUGAUCCAUCAUUUCAAUGUUGCGAGUAAAUAUAUUAUAAUGCUCCGUGAAUACUUAACGAUACGUUAUAUAAGUCCUGAUAGCAUCGUUAUAGCCGUUAAGAUCUCCGCGUGUCUCUCGAUCUUCAAAGUUAAGGAACACAUACCGUUGUCAUAACAUGGACAGCUGAUCACUACAGAUCAAAAACAUUUCUUUGACGGAUUAGUUUACUUGAAGUGACCUCUAUAGUACAUUAUCAAAAUAUUUAAAAUUUUGCUUGAAAUUACCACAAAUUUACCAAAGCAUCUUUCUUCUAAAUGUUGUAAUAUAUUUUCAGUUUUUUUAAGUAGAUUUUCAUAAGGAAAGAAUAUUGUCAUCCUUACACCAAUGAAUAUUCAUAGGCUCUUAUAUUGUUAGUUACAAUUUAUCUUGUCAACAACAUUUUCGAUAUAAUCAUAUUUGUAUUCGUUAUUAGUGUCACGUGUAUUAUUACUGGUUAUACAUCUAUAUAUAAACAUUCCUGUUACACUCUGGGAACUUAUCGAGUUUCGCGCAUUAUUUCGAAGUAAAUAUUACAAACAAAAUACUAGUAAAUGACAAUUACUAAGACGUAUUGCGGUGGAUUUAAAGAAAUUAGUAGAUUUUGUGGGGCCAUACACAGAAGUGCCAUAUGAUUUCUUACUGUUUCAUGGAGCACCAGGAAAGAAAUAAAUGUUCACAUUUGGAAAUCUGCAAAGUUAUAGCAACUGCAAUAAUGGACAAAUACUUUUGGGUCACAUACCGCAACCCGGAAGAAUGGAUAGAAUCACGGAAAGAAAUUUUACAAAAAAUACUAACUACUCUAUCACGCUGCGCAUACCGAUAUGAAACGGAGAUGAUAAUGUGCACUAAAUCGUGUUACGUGUGUUUUCGACAGGCAAACAUAAGGCUCUGCAGCACUUGCUAUUCAGCCAAUUUUUGUGAUGAUUACCAAAUAUUAUUUAAUCUAUUUCAUAAAAAAUACUGCGAUGAGUUGUUGCUGUUACUGAAUACGAAUAUCGCCUAUAUUAACGGCUGUAUGAAGAAGACAGUCGAGUGUCGAUACGGACAAAAGUUCCUCUCAUUUCCUGGAAAAUGGUUUGAAUCUAUAACAGCAAGAAUAACGCAAGAGUGUCCGUUGCUUUUAACCGCCCAUUUGGAAAAUAUAGCGCAAGAGAAUGUAGAUAAGAUAGAAGAUGUGAUAGGAGCAACCAGAAUUCGAAUAUACAGAAAAAAUAAUAAAUUUGUCGGUUGUCCACCCUAUAGAAACUGUGUAACUGGAGGAUUUUAUUACCGAAAUACGCAUUUUAUAAUGUAUUCAUGAAUUUAAAUCACACGACCCACCCAUUCAAGAAAGUAAUGUAUUGUUUUAUCGUAAUUUCACUUCAGUACAAAUGUGAUAGCACUCAUUUCUUAAUAAAAUUCAGGAAUAAAUAUCAAUUUUCUUACUGAGGGAUGCAUUCAGACACAAAUCAAUAGUAUUUUAUUUCUUAUUUUUUCAGAAUACGUUAAACUUAUUAUAUAAGAGAUAAUAGAAUGAUUACGGCAUACAUAAUAUCUUAAAAUUUUACACUUUGUCGCAUGCAAUUCCAUAAUUAUAGGUAUUAUAUAUAGCUACGAUCAUUCUCUACUGAAUUAUGUAUAAUUAUCUUGUAAAUUUUUCCUUUAUCGUCCGCAUGUUCUGCAAAUGAUAUGUGAUAGGAAUAAUUGUAAAACGUUUUAUAUAAGUUUUAUUUUUAUGUUGUGUCUUGUACUAAACAUAAUUUGUUGCAUCUUUUACAACUUUUACUUUUUAAAUUGUCAAAAUAUAUUAAAAGAUAUAAAAGCAAUCUUACCUUCCGAGCUUUC